ACAUCUGGUUUGUGUUUGAUUGUAAGUGUCUUCUGCUUAUGUCAAUUGAGAUUGAGAGUAUAUGCUUUUUUUAUUAAUUGAUUACUAUGUGUUUUAACUGUAUCCCAUGAAACCUUCUAUUCAAAUAACUGGAAAACCAGUACUGUUCCGCAAUAAGGGAUACUGAAAGAAAGAUGAGCAAGUCGUGGGAAUGGAGCUGCAAGAUCCAAUCUCCGCAGAACAAGUCUCUCAUGCAUCAGGAAGAGGUCAUUGAACACCCUCUUAGGCCUGGUGUUGUAGUGGUGAGUGAGGGUGGGAGGGGAGGCAGCAAGAAGGCAGGGAGCUCGUCUACCCCCACUCCAACCCCUCCAGUGGAUCCGCUCACUGUCGCUCUUGAUGGCUCGGACCCCUUGAGUCAGUUCCUCAAUCAAGAUCCACUCUCGGCCAUCGCGGCUGAAACGUGGAAUAAGAAAUGGGAGAAGGAGGACCAUCAAAAUCUAGGAAAAAAGAUGGAGAGUCCCAGUGAAAUUGAGUCUUGGUCAGUGAGGAAGUCGGCCAUACUCAGCAAAUUCUCAGCAACUUCGGUUAAAAUGUCAAUGGUUGGAAGUUUCAUCACGGGUGGUGAAGAAGUGGCGGUGAAGUCAUACAGGUCGACGACCAAGACUAGACUGGAGCAGCUGGACGACUACGAGGAAGGGUCAGUGCGGGGAGUGUGGGGUCUGACGCCACAGCAGUACACGGGGCAGAUAGAGCAGCUCAGUCAAGGGCUGGUGCAGGCAUGGAAUGAAGACCAAAGGGUGAAAGCACUCAAGAUCGCCAUACAGUGCUCCAAACUUCUGGUGGAUAUCUCUGGCGUACAGUUCUACCCGAGCAAGUUUGUCCUCAUCACAGACAUCCUGGACACAUUUGGUCAGUUGGUGUACGACAGGCUGGUAGUCAAAUCAGAUAACACAGUUCGCCUAGGUUCUAGGAGCGCGUCACUGCCUGAGAACUUCGGGCCGGAGAUGGUACCAGAAUCUGCCAAGGAGACUUGUCGUAACUGGUUCUACAAGAUAGCUUCCAUCAGGGAACUGGUACCUCGUUUGUAUGUGGAGGCAGCCAUCUUGAACUGUUACAGCUUCCUCAAUAAGGGAGAGCUGACACAGGCCCUAAAGAGGCUGACUUUGAUGGUGAGAGGGAUCGGGAACCCGCUGGUGGCUGUGUAUGCACGAUGCUAUCUCUGCCGUGUCGCCAUGAGUGUUUCCACAAUUGACAGAACUCUGCUCAAGGAGAAUUUCUACGAUUGUUUGAUCUGCUUCAAGCAGAUUUACUCAUGGGGAACGACAGAGGAGUUGGCAGAUGUGGACUUGGCCACAUAUGUGUCUGUGUAUGCACCUGCUCUAGACUGGAUCCUGCAGUCCUUGGCCCAGAAUGCCCCGGAUAGUCUGCUGAAGGAGAUACUAGACAAGUACACAAAGGAAGCUGGGGACAGUGGCCUCGUACUUAACUCUAUAAUGUCUGCCUUCAAACCAGAGUUUAUCGCUGCCCAUGCUAGUUAUUUCCUGGGACUCAUGGCUGACUGCAAUGUUAAAGCAUUCCCAAAGCACCUGUUAUACCGGACACUGGGCUUGUGUCUGUCUACGAGUGAGCCAACAAGUCCACAGGAUGUGUGGACGCGUGUGUGGCGCUACUUGGGCUCUCUGGAGGACACACAGCAGUAUGUAGCAUGUGCGGAGGUGUGGCUGCCGUUUGUAGCACAGCACUUUACAAGCAGAGAAGUCGAUGUGUUCCUACAGGACAUCAUCCAGCAUCUGACACCAGAGAGGAAGUACGAACAGUUCUACCCCCAGUUGCAGACCAUGGCUGGCAAACUCCUCAGUCUCACCCCGGAUCUGGGAUCACUCUUUGUUAUGGACAAGUUCAUGCCAUUCCUGGACAUGAUCCGCAACGACAGUGUGAAGGUGGCGGUGUGCAAGAACAUCAUGGGAGAGUUCGCCAGCAAAAUGGGGCCCAUCAAUGACCCUGUGGUCACUGACGCGUUGGUGUCCAUCUGCCAAGUGAUGCAUGACUCCGUCAAUGCUCUGACCGUAGAGGACGAGAAGAGGCAGAUCAGUCAGCUGAUUGCUCAGCUUGUGUUGAAAGUUGAUCAUGGAAGGGACUUUGAACAGCAGCUGACGUUUUACGUUGACAUGCGGGCAGCCUUCAGCAACCUGGACUAUGUUCAUGCCAUCUUGGUCCAGUGUGUAAACCGCCUAGCAAUGGAGACUGGCCGUGUGGUGAAGGGUCACCACACGCGAAAGACAGCAGGAUUUGUCCGAGCAUGCACAGCGUACUGCUACAUCACGAUCCCAUCCAUACAGUCUGUUACCACGCGGCUACAACUGUAUCUGCUUACCGCACAGGUAGCGCUCUCCAACCAGUGUCUCGGCCAAGUGGAUGCCUGUAUCAAGGAUGCACUCAGUCUGGUGCCGGAAGUGCCGACUCAGCUGGAAGUGGAGGGGAAGAUGAGAAGCUCUGAACAGUUCCUAGAAGGUUACCUCUGCCAGCUGCUGUCAACACUGUUGAUUGUGCCGGAUAGUCCUGAGCAAGGGGUGCUCUAUCUGACACGAGGACUGUUGAACGUGCUACAACACUACACCUGGGAUACAAGCAGUUGUGCGCGGGCACAUGUCUACCUGCGUGCACUUGACAUGUUGAGUGUGGCCGCGCAGGAACACUACCCCUACCACGUGCGGAAAGUGGAUUCCAAUGAUGUCCUAUACGGUUCAGACCCAAAGUUUUUGGUUGAAAUCAACAAGACAUGCUCUGUGAUUGUAGAGGAAGUGCUCAACCAACUCAAAGUUUUGGGAGCGGCCGAUUUGUAUAAGCAACAGGCUGCGCUGGCUCUUGACCUGUUCACAACAGUGAUGAUGCGCGGCGACCUCAGCAGCCCUGGACUCGCAACACUCGCAGUCAACUUAUGGAAUUUGGCCAACAAGCAUAACCAGAUUGACUCCAAAAAACAAAAGCGGAUAGUGGAGUCUUUGAAGAGAAGGGGAAGACAGUCAGACAAAUUUUACUCUGAGGUCAUAACACUUCUUGAAUCUUAAGAAUCUGUGAAUUCUAGAUCAUUAAGUGUCUAACUUUAAACAGUUUAUUAAGUUAAAUUAGAAAAGGCAUUUACAGUAUUUUCCUGUUAAAGAAAGUAUAUUGUGGGCUCAAAGAACACUUUGUUUUUGGCUAGAACUCAAAGAAGAAUUUUCAUUCUGUCUAAUGUGAUACUUGUAUCAUUUUAAUAUUCAACUAUAUGUAAUACGUAUGUAUAAAUAAUAAUUAUUUUACUUUUAUUUAGUUUACUAAAAUGUCAUACAUUGUUAUAAGUCUUUAUAUCAAGUCUAAAUAGAAAACCUAUUCUAUUAAUCUUUUUUGUUUCGUACUUCAUUUUGAUGAAAUCUUGUAAGACUGGAGUAUUUGUUUAAUUUUAUAUACAUGAAAAUUACUCAUGUUAUUUGUGUGAAAUACAAGAACUAGAAUGUAACAGCAUUUAUACUUUAUAUGCAAGAAUAUUUUUGUACCUGUAUAGCAUGUUGAAUAUUGUUUUAUGUUUAUAGUUUGAAAGUUUUAUGUACAUAAUAUGCAAUUUUUUAAAAUAUAAAUAUAUUUACUUUAUUCA
This is a messenger RNA of Homalodisca vitripennis (glassy-winged sharpshooter), 3610 nucleotides long. RefSeq names its product VPS35 endosomal protein-sorting factor-like. The record is from RefSeq and is a predicted model, not a curated record. Gene Ontology annotation, biological process: endocytic recycling. Lineage: Eukaryota; Metazoa; Arthropoda; Insecta; Hemiptera; Cicadellidae. Gene Ontology annotation, cellular component: endosome.